Molecule: messenger RNA, 330 nt
Organism: Tetrahymena thermophila SB210
Lineage: Eukaryota; Ciliophora; Oligohymenophorea; Hymenostomatida; Tetrahymenidae
Exons: 2
Source: RefSeq, a predicted model, not a curated record
AUGCAAACGUUUGCUGAUCCGGUAGAUGAUAAAGAAAACAUUUAAAUGAACAACUAAUUUGUAAAGUAAGAAAACAAUUCGAAGCUUUCUAGCCAGUUUUAAAGCAGCAAAGUAUCUGUUUCACAGGAUUUUAUAAAUUUAAUCCAUAAUAACGAAUAAUAUCAAAAUAAUUAAUAUAACAUCAUUGAUAUGAAAGACCUCUAAAUUUAAAUCAACCCUUCUAGCCCUUUUUCUAAUUCAAACGCAUCAAAAAAGCUAACGAUGAAACUAAAUUAAUUGAGCUUGAUUAAUAGAAAUAAUUAGCCAUAUUAAAUUAAUGAAGAUUUAUGA